This is a messenger RNA of Phragmites australis (common reed), 2536 nucleotides long. Its product is annotated as CBL-interacting protein kinase 5. The transcript has a single exon. The record is from RefSeq and is a predicted model, not a curated record. Gene Ontology annotation, biological process: signal transduction; protein phosphorylation. Bases 905 to 2275 code for a protein of 456 amino acids. Gene Ontology annotation, molecular function: protein kinase activity; ATP binding. Lineage: Eukaryota; Viridiplantae; Streptophyta; Magnoliopsida; Poales; Poaceae.
CACCAGACUGAAUUGUUGAAACUAGCGGUCAUGCUUAGGUACAAGCAAGGAACUUUCAUAGACUCAGUCACAGCUCACACGUGCACGCAAGAUACAAAUUCAGAAGCACAAAUAAACCAAAAAAACACAGAGGGAGACAGGUUGGUAUCCGUUGCAUCCAGGAUCUUCCAAAUAGCACCAGUUUUGGAUCAACAACGGCCAGACACUCCAAGACGUACAUUUACACAUGCAUGUUAUCUCUGAACUAGCCAAACUGUUCUUUAAAGAAGACCUAACAUCUUGUUGUAGAAUAAGCAUCAGACACGAUGACUUGAUCGCCACAUGCAGCUCAAGAUAUGUUCCAGGCAGCUGCAACCAGGACACACCAUGCCAUAAGUAGAUCCCCACAUGGCACUUCGUCCAUUCUAUACUAUCUUCUUAAGGGAACCAAUCAUAGAUGCAAAUGCAAUCACAUUUCACAUAAUUCAUUAGCAGUGUCCAUCACGAAAGCCACAUGUAAUAACUGUAUAGAGAGGCUAGGUUGAUAUGGCUGCACUCAGAACAUAACAGGGAUCCUACAAAUAGCCCCCACAACCAGAGCCAUCCAACACAAAAGAUACCUGACCUAUUAUUAGGCAGCUUGUUCCAUCUCCAGAGGAAGAGUGAUCCUGGCCUCAUGUCCCAAGGAAAGCUCUAACAGCCAUAGACUAUUUCCCUCUCUUUUUCUCCUUCCUCCUUGGAGGAUCCCAAGCGCAUCGGUCGUGUGUCUUGGUUUCCUCCAAACACAGCGCGCGCUCUGUUGCCCUUCACCUCUCCUUCCUCUCCCCUUACCAGGGAGGGAGGAAGACAGGGGCACGAAGUGGCGCAGAGUAGACGCUUGUGACCAUCCACCUGUUGCUGUUGUUGCGCUGAAGAAUAAAAAAGGAUGGAGAAGAAGGGCACCAUCCUCAUGAACCGGUACGAGCUCGGCCGCAUGCUCGGGCAGGGCACCUUCGCCAAGGUGUACCAUGCACGGAACCUUGCGUCCAACAAGAGUGUGGCCAUCAAGGUCAUUGACAAGGAGAAGGUGCUGCGUGUCGGCAUGAUUGACCAGAUCAAGCGGGAGAUCUCCGUCAUGCGCCUUGUCCGCCACCCCAACGUUGUCCAGAUGCACGAGGUCAUGGCCAGCAAGAGCAAGAUAUACUUUGCAAUGGAGUAUGUCCAGGGCGGCGAGCUCUUCAGCAGGGUCGCCAGGGGCCGGCUUAAGGAGGAUGCCGCGAGGAAGUACUUUCAGCAGCUGAUAGGGGCUGUGGACUUCUGCCACAGCCGUGGUGUCUAUCACCGGGACCUGAAGCCGGAGAACCUCCUCGUGGACGAGAAUGGCAACCUCAAGGUGUCGGACUUUGGCCUGAGCACCCUCAAGGAGUGCCAGAAGCAGGACGGGCUACUGCACACGACGUGCGGCACACCUGCAUAUGUCGCACCAGAGAUAAUCAACAAGAAGGGCUAUGACGGAGCAAAAGCGGACAUAUGGUCUUGUGGUGUCAUCCUCUUUGUUCUUCUUGCUGGCUAUCUCCCAUUCCAUGACUCAAAUCUAAUGGAGAUGUACAGGAAGAUUAGCAGAGGUGAUGUCAAGUACCCGCAGUGGUUCCCAUCUGAUCUCCGGAGGCUUAUGUCCAGGCUCCUCGAUCCAAAUCCAAACACCAGGAUCACCAUCGAGAAGCUGGUUGAGCACCCGUGGUUCAAGAAGGGGUACAAACCAGCAGUUACGCUGGCACAGCCACACGGGUCAAACAGCCUUAAAGAUGUUCAAGCUGCUUUCAGUACUGAGCACAAGGACAACGAAGCCAACAAGGUGGAACAACCGGAGAGCCCUUUGAAGCCAGCAAGCUUGAAUGCAUUUGACAUCAUCUCCCAGUCCAAAGGAUUUGAUCUGUCAUGCCUGUUCGAGAAGGAUCAAGAGCAGAAGGCGAACUCACGGUUCAUGACCCAAAGGCCAGCAUCAGCAAUAGUGUCAAAGCUGGAGCAGAUUGCUGAGACAGAGCACUUCAAGGUGAAGAAACAGGACGGACUGGUGAAGCUGCAGGGGUCUAAAGAAGGGAGGAAGGGCCAGCUCGCGAUCGACGCAGAGAUCUUUGAGGUAACACCAGCCUUUUAUGUCGUUGAGGUGAAGAAGUCGGCUGGGGACACGUUAGAGUACGAAAUGUUCUGCAACAAGGACCUAAGACCUUCACUCAGGGACAUCUGCUGGAGCGGUCAGUCGGAGGAAAAGCUUCCUUCACUGGCUGAGUCAUCACCUCUAAAGCAGUCCUCUUAAGUCGAUCACGAGAGAUGUAAUUUAAGUGCAACCUCAUCAGAGAUGCAACUAUAGUCCAUCUUCCACCCUCCUUUAUUUUUCCCCUUUCUCAAAGGGCUGAGAUUUUGCUCACUUCAGAAUCAGACUUUAGGGCUCUUUGUUGAUCUUUUUGCCAGUUUUCAUUUGUAGUAGCAAUUGUUGAACAUGGAACACCUGUUCUCACCAAUAGAAGCAGUAAGAUUGGCAGUGCCAUCCUUUUUUGCUGUUGCUUUGGGAUAAAAA